Molecule: messenger RNA, 1220 nt
Organism: Cynara cardunculus var. scolymus (artichoke)
Lineage: Eukaryota; Viridiplantae; Streptophyta; Magnoliopsida; Asterales; Asteraceae
Product: GDSL esterase/lipase At1g09390-like
Exons: 5
Coding region: 12-1103 (363 amino acids)
Molecular function (GO): hydrolase activity, acting on ester bonds
Source: RefSeq, a predicted model, not a curated record
UACUGAGAUCAAUGGCUUCUUCCAACUUUAUCUCUCUCUACUUCUCCAUAUUCAUCAUAAUCUCUUCUCUUCUUCAUUCUACUGAAUCCUUAUGCAGCACCAGACCUCUCAUUUUCAAUUUCGGUGAUUCCAACUCCGACACCGGCGGCCUCGUCGCCGGUCUCGGUUACUCUGUCACCUCUCCCUAUGGUCGCACUUUCUUUCGCAGAUCCACUGGUCGUCUCUCCGACGGUCGCCUCGUCAUUGAUUUUCUCUGCCAAAGUGUUCAGGCUGGAUUGUUGCCCCCAUACAUGGAGUCAUUGGGUUCCACAUUUUCAAAUGGGGCCAACUUUGCUGUGGUGGGGUCCUCGACACUCCCUAAGUUUAUACCCUUUGCUUUAAACGUUCAGGUUAUGCAGUUCCUUCACUUCAAGUCCAGGUCCAAUGAGCUUCUUGCUGCAGGUUCAGGGAAGAUGAUAAAUGGUGACGGGUUCCAACAAGCACUUUAUAUGAUUGACAUUGGCCAAAACGACCUCUCUGAUGCAUUUGCCAAGAAGUAUUCAUAUGCCAAAGUCAUCAAAAGAAUACCAUUCAUACUUGCAGAAAUCAAGAAUGCCAUCAAGAGUAUACACGAUAAUGGUGGCAGGAAAUUUUGGGUUCACAAUACUGGUCCAUUGGGUUGUCUACCUCAGAAACUGUGGUUGGUUCAACCAAGUUCUAGAGAAUUGGAUCCCCAUGGUUGUAUUUCAACUUACAACUCUGCUGCAAACUUGUUUAAUGAGGGACUCCGUCAUUUAUGCGCAGAAUUGAGAUCAGAAUUGAAGGAUGCAACUGUUGUUUAUGUUGAUAUUUACUCGAUCAAGUAUGACCUAGUUGCCAAUGCUAACAAAUAUGGUUUCUCGAGCCCAUUGAUGACAUGUUGUGGAUUUGGAGGGCCUCCGUAUAACUACAACAUCAAUGUGACAUGUGGUCAUGGUGGUGCUCGAGCGUGUAAUGAAGGAUCUAAAUUCGUAAGUUGGGACGGGAUUCAUCUUACUGAAGCAGCUAAUUCCAUUCUAGCCUCCAAAAUACUUUCUCAACAAUAUUCCACACCUCGGUUGCCAUUCGACUUCUUUUGUCACUAAUGGUAAUUUUAUGCCUUCAGAAAUGUAGUUUAAUUUACCAGAAUAGCACUACUACAUUCCACUUUGUGAAACUAUCAAGACUUUAAUCUAUAUGCUCAAAUCGUCACUUUUUCCAAG